This is a messenger RNA of Diachasmimorpha longicaudata, 1372 nucleotides long. Its product is annotated as dorsalin-1-like. Gene Ontology annotation, molecular function: growth factor activity; cytokine activity. Bases 133 to 1158 code for a protein of 341 amino acids. Gene Ontology annotation, cellular component: extracellular region. The transcript is spliced from 2 exons. Lineage: Eukaryota; Metazoa; Arthropoda; Insecta; Hymenoptera; Braconidae. The record is from RefSeq and is a predicted model, not a curated record.
AUUUGGGUAGCGAGCAGACACUCCUGGAUGAAAGUCUGGAGGUUCCACAGUCAGCGUUCUUACCACGUGCCUUGAACCUCAUUCCGUCAUGCGUCAGCGUUAAUAAAAAUCACUUUCACAUCAAUAAAAAGAAUGUUCCACCACCGUCAGCCCUGGUUGCUGAUCCCCACGGGAGUCCUGGGGUUCUUCUGCCUCUGGAGGACAUCGCCUUGGAACGCCCCAAGUGUCCUCACCAGUACAUCGAUCCAGCUGGACCUGUCGCUGCCGGCCCCCAGUAUCACCAACCAACGAGUCUUCAACAUCACCAAGAAGUACCCGAAACCAUCGAAGAGACGACACCGAGGGACAGUGUCCAGGUACAUGCUCCAGCUGUACCAUCAACGACCAUCAGCCGACAUUGUCCGGGCCCUUUCUCCCCUGCACGUGUCCGGGCCAAUCGAGCACAAUGGCGGCGGGAGGAUCCUGGAGUUUCAGCUGCCACCAGUCAAUCCAGAGGAAUCCCUCGAAGCCGCCGAACUCCUCGGCACCGCAGGUAUGAUUCUCCGAGUGAAAUCAAUGGACCAUUUCGUUCAGCCUGAGGAAGUCAGGGCCUCCAGAAAAGACGACUCCUGGCGGGCUUUCGAUGUGACAUCGGCUGUGCGAGAACGAGAGGACGUGGUGAAAUUUUUAGUCAGGGGGAGAGUCAGAAGACAACCGUCGGGAGAGAGUCCCAUUCUCCUCCUGAGCUAUACGAAGCCCAAGAAGAGGACGUCCCGAUCAGCGGAGGACGAGGGUGAAGAUGUUGUUGCUGCUUCUUGGUCGAUGGAGGCUCGUCGACGACGGAAGAACCCCUGCAGGAGGCGCCCUCUCUACGUCGACUUCUCCGCGAUAAACUAUGACGAGUGGAUUGUAGCUCCCCCGGGUUACGACGCCUAUCAGUGCUUGGGAAAGUGCUUCUUUCCAUUCCCUGAUCAUCUGAAUCCUACCAAACACGCGAUCGUCCAGUCACUGCUGCAUGGAGCCCUUCAAGGUGCGGAAGGGGGAAAGACCAUUGGCCGGGUCUGUUGUGUGCCAACCAGACUGGCGCCCACGAGUCUUCUCUAUUUGGAUGCCAGUGGUACUUUGACUUAUCAGUACAGUUAUGAGGAUAUGGUGGUAGUUGAGUGCGGUUGCCGAUAAAUUUGAGAACUUGUCAUAUGUCUUACUUAUUUGUAUUUUUUUAUUAAUAAACUAUGGCAUUCAUCGAACAGAAUAGAACAAUCACUGGGAUCAUCAGUCGCAUCUUGAAUUAUUUGAUAUAUCAUACAAAAAUAACUAAACAAAUGCCUUGAGCAGACUUUCAAGUAAUGCGAGAUUGAAUGACAUUCAAUUGAAAAUGAGUAAAUGGAUAAAA